UUGGAGUAUACGAAUAGUUCAUAGUGCCACUGUCGCGCCAAUUUUGCAGAGUUCGGAUUCAGAUCGUCGAGCUGGUGAAGAUGGCGUUCGGAUUAAAUUCUGAUGAUGUGACUGCCUUUAAGCUAUUGCUUUGUUUAGCUGUUAUGUAUGGCCUCAUGUCGAUGCUGGCUCACUCCAUUGUUCACAUGAAGUUUGUUAAGCCGCUUGCAAUUGAUGCGCCUCUUGAUCGAUUCUCUGAAGCCAGAGCGGUCGAGCAUGUAAGAUUUUUGUCUCAAGAGAUCGACGGUCGCCAGGAGGGACGUCCUGGUCUUAGAGAAGCUGCUCGGUAUAUAAACGGGCAGUUGGAGAUGAUGAAGGAGCGUGCUAGUGAUGACUUUCGAAUCGAGAUCGAGGAGACAGUUGUUGAUGGUUCCUUUAGUAUGAUGUUUCUGGGCCACAGCAUAUCACUGGGAUAUCGAAACCACACUAAUAUCUUAAUGAGAAUUUCAUCAGUAGAUUCUCGAGACACCGACCCGUCAGUUCUAAUAAAUGGUCAUUUUGAUAGUCCGCUUGGAUCGCCGGGUGCUGGUGAUUGUGGCACAUGUGUGGCAUCUAUGCUAGAAGUGGCUAGGCUUAUUGUAGACUCUGGAUGGGUUCCUCCUCGUCCUGUUAUUUUUCUUUUCAACGGUGCAGAAGAGCUAUUUUUGUUGGGCUCACAUGGAUUUAUGGAGAAACAUAGAUGGCAUGAUACAAUUGGAGCUUUUGUAAACGUCGAAGCAUCUGGUACUGGAGGUUUAGAUUUAGUUUGUCAAUCUGGACCCGGCUCCUGGCCUUCGCGUGUUUAUGCUCAGUCUGCUGUGUACCCCAUGGCUCAUAGUGCUGCUCAGGAUGUGUUUCCAGUUAUUCCCGGAGAUACAGAUUAUAGGAUAUUUUCUCAGGAUAACGGCAACAUACCUGGCCUUGAUAUUAUCUUUCUUUUUGGUGGUUACUUUUACCAUACCUCAUAUGAUACAGUGGAGAGACUAUUACCUGGGAGCAUCCAAGCACGAGGAGAAAAUUUGUUCAGCAUAAUAAAGGGCUUUACGAAUUCUUCGAUGCUUCAAAACUUUUAUAAGCAAGCAUCUCCUGAAAUUAUUAUCCAUCAGGACAAAGACGAUGGGGCUAUUUUCUUUGAUUAUCUCUCAUGGUUUAUGGUCUUCUAUUCUAGUGGGCUAGCUCUGGUACUUCACAAAAUUCCAAUAGCUGUCUUCCUAAUACUGCCAUUCCUUUUGAACUUACGGAAUUUUAGCAUAACUUCAUGCUUGGCAACAUUUUCUGAUUUGACUAAAGGUUUUUUGUCUCAUGCCUUGGGGGUUUUUCUUGCAAUUGUUUCUCCAGUUAUGUUUUCCAUCCUAAGAUUGCUGUUCACCAACUAUUCCAUGAACUGGUUUUCACAUCCAUACUUGGCUUAUUUGAUGUUCGUCCCGUGCUCACUAGUUGGUCUAUUGAUUCCUAGAACUUUUUGGAGUUGCUUCCCUCUCUCCCAAGAUAUUUCGGUUUUUCAGGCCUCAAGAAAGGUGUUGUCUGAUGAAGCAAGGUUUUGGGGCGCAUUUGGAUUCUUUUCCAGUUUGACAAUGGCGUAUCUUUUAGCAGGGCUUAGUGGUGGCUUCUUGACCUUCUUUGCGUGCAUUUCUAUGCUUGCUGCCUGGUUGUCAUUUUCCUUGGCAGCUAAACAUUAUGGCCGCAGGUCUCUCAGGUCAAUAUUAUUUUUCGUGUUACCAAUGGUUCCAUACCUUGCGUACUCUGUUUAUUUUGGAGGCUUCCUUGCCCAAUUUUUAAUUGAGAAGACAGGCAUGAUGGGUUCUAUUCCUCCUCCAUAUGUUUGUGGACACUGGCUAGCAAUGUCAUCCAUCUUGCAAUUCUUGUUGCAGAUUAUUGUAAUUGGGUUGGCUGUUUCCUCGCAGUUCUUUCCAUAUAGUAUGGCUGCUCCAAAGAGGGUAGUUCUUCAGCAGACAUACCGUACUUCAGGUCCGAAUCAUCUUGAGAACUCCAGUUAUGAACUCUCUGUGGUGGAUUCUAAUUCUCUAAUUUUUCUUUUGAAACAUGCUCCCGAUGUGGCAAACGAAUUGCAGACAGAUUUAGAUCUGUCUUUUGAAACUGCAAAUUUGUCUCGCCAAGAGAACUGGCUGGCACUUUUUCCAGUUUCCUUCAUGUUCUCCAGAAGUUUGAAGUUUCCUGCCAAGGAAUCAACAUCAAAGAAAAAUAUACAUUUCCCUUAUUUGAUUUCCAGUAAGCCACAAACAAUUUCAGACCAUGGAUCUCGAAGGGUCUACUUGGAACUUUCUCUAGGUUCCUUGGAGGAGGUUUGGGUCACGGUUCUCAAUGUCACUGGGCCUUUAUCAAAUUGGUCAUUUGCAGACAAUAAGCUUCCAGCGCCCGAGAUACUUGCUGGUGGACCGCCCUCUUACAUAUGCAGACUUAGUGGAGCCAGCCAUGAAAACUGGAGAUUCUGGCUAGAGGCUGAAAGUGAGGAAAACUUGAGAAUCGACGUGGCUGUAUUGGAUCAACAGUUGACUAAUGAAGUAAAGAGGUUGAAAAGUCUUUUCCCAGACUGGGUUGAUGUCACUGCUUAUUCCAGCUUCAUGUCUACUUAUACCUUCUGAUUCGGUCCAGUUACUUGCCUCCACAAGAUUAUAGCUGAUCCGGUUCGGGUUCGGGUUCAGGUUCAGGUUCUACUUGUUGGGUUCUUGGGUUCUUUCUCCGUAGGAGCAGUUCUUCCACCCCUCCAUCCAACCAGGCCCAUAGGUUUUAAUGUAUAAGAUCUUGGCUAGUUUAUUUGUACGAUAGCUGUGAUCUUCUGUUCUCCCUAGUCUUAUACUAAACUCUCUCUUUUUUUU
This is a messenger RNA of Cucurbita moschata (crookneck pumpkin), 2855 nucleotides long. Its product is annotated as endoplasmic reticulum metallopeptidase 1-like. The record is from RefSeq and is a predicted model, not a curated record. Gene Ontology annotation, biological process: proteolysis. Bases 81 to 2621 code for a protein of 846 amino acids. Gene Ontology annotation, molecular function: metalloexopeptidase activity. The transcript is spliced from 21 exons. NCBI's taxonomy places the organism in Eukaryota, Viridiplantae, Streptophyta, Magnoliopsida, Cucurbitales, Cucurbitaceae.